GAUCAGAGCACUUUCUCAGCCUUCCACUGUUUUGAACCAGUGAUCUUCUCUCCUUGGAUCUUGUACACUCAAGAAACAGAAGAAAGUGCAGACAGUCAGAGCCCUUCGCAUUUGAUACUCAGCGCUAUUAUGUUCUCUUCAUUGCUGGAUGUCAAGUCUCGAUAUCAGAACAGCUUCAGUGAAGUACUCUCCUAUUAAGCUGAGGGACCAUCUUAAAAUCAACAAAAUAACAACGGGCCUUACACAAACAGGAAAUCUAGCUCUCUUACAGUGAAAAGGAAACAACCUGUCCUUCUGCCCUUUCCUGAAAUCUGAAUGUGAUGGCCGUGCUGCUCAUUCCCACACAGCUGUUGGCAGUGGCUGUUGCCAUUUCCCUGCAGCUGGUGAGGUCCACUCAGGGUGGUGUCUACUAUGGAAUCAAGCAGCUGCCACCCCAGGUGCCCCAGUACCAAGCCCUCGGACAACAAGUACCUCACAUGCCGCUGGGCAAGGAAGGCAUCCCGAUGCAGCACAUGGGCAAGGAGGUGCCACACAUGCAGUAUGGCAAAGAGUACCCCCACCUGCCUCAGUACAUGAAGGAGGUUCCCCAGGUGCCAAUGCUCGGCAAGGACAUGGCUCCCAAGAAGGAAAAAGAAAUACCCAUGCGCAGCUUGAGGGGCGAGCAAGGUCCCCCUGGUGAGCCUGGACCAAGAGGACCACCAGGGCCACCAGGAUUACCAGGUCAUGGCGUGCCAGGAGCCAAAGGAAAACCGGGUCCACAAGGAUAUCCAGGAAUUGGGAAGCCGGGUUUGCCAGGGAUGCCUGGGAAACCAGGGGUGAUGGGACCACCUGGGCCAAGAGGAGAGAUGGGGCCGAAAGGAGAGGUUGGGCCCAUGGGGAUACCGGGGCCACAGGGACCACCAGGACCUCAUGGACUCCCAGGGAUAGGGAAAGCGGGUGCUCCGGGGCUGCAGGGACAGCCAGGACCAAAGGGUGAACCUGGGAUGAAAGGGCCCCCAGGGGUCCCUGGGAUCCCUGGUCCAAAAGGGGAGAAGGGUGUUGGGAUCCCGGGUUUGCCAGGGCUGAAGGGCCCACCUGGGCUGCCCGGUCCCCCCGGCCCUGUGGGUCUGCCAGGGGUGGGGAAGCCAGGUAUGGUGGGGUUCCCUGGCCCUCAGGGCCCUGUGGGUAAACCUGGUCCCCCAGGUGAGCUAGGGCUGCAGGGGCCUCCGGGUGUCCCUGGGAUGCAAGGACCUCCCGGCCUGCCUGGCGUUGGCAAACCCGGCCAAGAUGGCAUCCCUGGUCAGCCAGGUUUCCCAGGUGGCAAAGGGGAGCAAGGCUUGCCAGGCUUGCCAGGCCCUCCUGGUCUCCCCGGGGUUGGUAAGCCAGGCUUCCCCGGCCCCAAAGGUGAGCGUGGGGUAGGUGGCCUGCCUGGUCCUCUGGGGCCCAAGGGGGAGAAAGGCCAUGCAGGGCCACCAGGCAUGGGGGGGCCACCAGGGGAGCCAGGACAACCAGGCCUGCCGGGCAUCAUGGGCCCCCCAGGUGCCGUCGGUUUCCCAGGACCCAAAGGAGAAGGCGGCGCUGUGGGGCCACCAGGACCAGUGGGCCCCAAAGGCGAACCAGGCCUGCAGGGGUUCCCAGGGAAGCCAGGCUUUCCCGGGGAAGUGGGAGCACCUGGGCUGAGGGGGCUGCCAGGCCCCACUGGGCCCAAGGGAGAAGCAGGACACAAGGGCUUGCCGGGGCUGCCGGGCGUCCCAGGGCUUGUGGGGCCGAAGGGUGAGCCGGGGCUGCCUGGUGCGCAGGGCCUUCAGGGCCCCUCGGGUAUCCCAGGCAUUGCAGGGCCCAGUGGCCCUAUUGGCCCCCCAGGGCUGCCAGGGGCCAAGGGGGAGCCUGGCCAACCCGGUCCUCCUGGCUUUCCUGGCGUGGGAAAACCUGGGGCUGCAGGGCUGCAGGGCCCUCCAGGGAAGCCUGGGGCACUUGGUCCCCCUGGCCAGCCAGGCCUCCAGGGGCCUCCCGGUCCCCCUGGGCCACCUGGACCCCCAGUAAUCAUCCCCCCGACUCCACCGGCUGCGGGACAGUACCUGCCCGAGGUGGGGCCAGGGAUAGAUGGCCUCAAGCCCCCCUACGGCUAUGCAGGCAAGAAGGGCAAGGCCGGCGGCGCUGUCUACGAGAUGCCUGCAUUCACGGCAGAGCUCCUCACUCCCUUCCCCCGGGUCGGUGUGCCCGUGAAGUUUGACAAGCUCCUCUACAACGGCCGGCAGAACUACAACCCUGCAACAGGGAUCUUCACCUGUGAGAUCCCUGGGAUCUACUACUUUGCCUACCACGUUCACUGUAAAGGUGCGAGCGUCUGGGUGGCUUUGUUCAAGAACAACGAGCCACUGAUGUACACCUACGAUGAGUACAAGAAGGGCUUCCUGGACCAAGCCUCUGGGAGUGCUGUUGUUCAGCUGAUGCCCGGAGACAAGGUUUACGUUCAAAUGCCAUCCGAGCAGGCAGCAGGACUCUAUGCCGGGCAAUACGUUCACUCAUCUUUUUCAGGAUAUUUAUUGUAUCCCAUGUAGAACGAAAACCAGACACAAACACACACACACACACAAAUCUAAACCUUUCUUCUCUGCUUCAAACUCUCAUACCACAAAAGAUGCAUUUAAUGACCGUUUUGGACCAUUUUGUUAAAAAAAAAUACAAAAUUUAACAUGCACAGCUAGAUAUAAAAAAAAAAAGCAAGUGUGGUGAACAUAUUUAAAGGCGUGUAUCAGGUUCAUAAACAGUUGUUUCGCACCCAAGGGGGACAUAUUAGCUGUACAUUAUAUAUUUCUGUGAUGCCGUGCUUCAUUUCAUCACAAUAAUGCAGUACUAAGGUUCAAAUCAGUUUAUGUCACUCACUCCUGUUGUGUAUUCGACUGAUGCAUUGACCAUAGUAAUGAGAUGAAAAACAGCGACUGAGAACAGAGUAGGUCAGUCUCGAAUUACAUGGAAAAAAAUGAGUGGCUUUUUAUUUGUCUGGGGGGAUUCUGGUGGUGGUUGGUGGGGUUUUUUUGACAGCAGGGCUGCCUGACAAGCGGAGGUUCUCUUACCAGAGAGCUUUCCUUCUCUUCCCUCUAUGUAAGAUAUACCUGCAGGUUCGUUAUUGUUUUUUCCUGAGCGAUUUGUUUAUUGUGGAAAAGGAAUACUGACAGCAGAACGGUUCCCUGAAAGCUGUCUCCUGGGGUCUGUGGACUCAGCACACCGCUUUACUCCAGCAGGCACUGGGUUCACCUCCAAACACCACAGCACCUUCCAAAAGCCUCCAUCUGUACUCGCACUGUUGAAGCAGAUGCGGUAGAUCAGAGAAAACGUAAGGACUUCGCUGUUUGCAUUAUGCCACGUGAUUAAGACAUCUUGGCCGACACGUGGCGAUGCAGCAGGGUGGUAUAAAUUAGCACGGAUUCCUGCGUUCGUGCUAAAAACCCGCAGUCUGUCCAGCUUGCAAAAAGGACACACGUAUUCUGCCACUCGGCCAAAACGGAAUCAGUUUACUCUUCCGUGACUAGGCAAAGCAGAAGUAGCUCUGUUUGCUAAUUAACUAACUCAUCGCCUGAGAUCAACCAAUAACCUUAUCCGCAGUGCUGAUCACACAAAGUUAUCCGACAACUUCGUUUUAUCUAGCGGCUGAUUUCCAGUCCCUGUUUAUACGUUACCAGUUGUCUAGGAGAAUCUGCAGGCCUCCAUCUUUUCUGUAUCUGGGAAAAGCGGCUUUUAUGCAAGAACUGUCUGUUCAUCAAUGGUGCUAAUCUCACCUCAAGAGUAUUAAUUUAAAAACGACAGUGUCCUUCUCUGUGUUUCCCUGUCCAGUGCUGCACGUCAUACACUUACGUUAGUUGAAAGAGUUAAUUGCUCCUCACUUCUUCCAUGUCUUAGCUAACGCUACCGCUUUUGAUUCAAAAAAUGAACUAGAGUUUUCACGCAGAACUAAAAUUGGAUUUAACUGGCAUUACUGUUAUUUAAAUACAGAGUUUAAUGCAGUCUGACAUUGACUAAGGACUCCAGUGAUAUAAUGUGGUGCUUUAUCUCAGAAGUUUUAUGGAACGUUGGCAGGAACGGACGGACAGCUUACCAGCCACUGGUGACUUUGGUAUGUUUCCAGAAUAUAUGAGAUAUGUCAAAAGCAAAUAAUUUUGUAUUUAAAAUUUUUGUACUGAUUUGAAAAAAAAAAAUAUCUUAUUAAAUAUCUUGGAAAAAAAAAAAAAAAAAGAAAGAAAAAGAAAAAGGGAUCCUCUCUUCAUUAAGCGAGGUUGUUAGAAGGAACGUUCAACCCGCCAACUUCACGUACCAGGCCACAAGGACUGAUUUUCCUCCAGCCCCGCCGUGGUGGCAUGGUUUGCUCAGCACACAGCAGGGUUAGGGCUGGGACAGCACGGUGCAGAACUGCCACUGAAAAAGGGGUUAUGAGAGGAGGGGAGCGGAGAGAUCAGAUGUCCAUGAGAUGUGCUGGUAGGUGGCCGAACUCGGCCAAAAAGCCAAAGUUGGCUGUGGGACGCCAGGCUAGGAGACGUGCGCUACAUCCCUACAGUGAGGAAACAACUUUUCACACUCAAUCCACCUCCCCACACACUGCUGUUCACCCAUGGCAAGAAGCUGGUGUGAAAGUGGCAACUAAAUUUGUCACUGAUCUAGGUCAGUGAUAAACUGCAGUUCCACUGCACAGAGUAAGUUACAGCCCAGGGUGUGCCGCCCCUGACCUUGUUUCAAUGAUGAGCAUUUCCUCCACGCCGGUGAAUUCCUGAAAGGGCACUACCAAAAUGAAUACGUUAAAUACCCACCACUUGUGGCAGGAAGCUGCUUUUUGAAUCGCCCUGAAGCUGCUGGCGCAGCAGGAGAGAAAAGAGAAAAGAAAAAGAGUGGAACAUUGCAAUCAGUGCCCAUCCCUUCCUAUCUAAAGUCCUUCAUCACACACCAUCUUCUUAGUUAAACAUCAUUCAUUUUAGCAUUCUCCUGAAAGAAACAAGUAAGAUAAGCUCAGAAAGCCAUGAAACGGUCUCAGGAGGACGUUUGUCUUGAUCUUACCCACAAAUACCACGUCCAGUUUUGCUGUUCGUCAGCCCAGAGCAAUAUUUCUACCUGCAGCACAGCUUGGCGUAACCAAGGUUCAAGCAUUUUAAGCCCUGUUUGCCCUUCUAACCAUAAAGGUUUGUUCUGAAACGUGAUACCGCGUCUGACAGAGCUGUAUUUGCUUUACACAGCACUAAUAAUGGGAUUGGGCACACACAGCACAGACCUUGUUAAAACAAAAAAGCUUGAAGGUAACUUUUUAAUACCAUUUAUUCGCAGAAAAAUAAUCGCUUUCCAGCUGUAGCAUUCAAAAUUUCACUUGAAACAUCUGUAAGAAAGCCUUCAACACACAGUCGACGCUUUAAAGGCACAUGAACUUCAGACAAAUGGCAAAUAAAAUUAUGAAGUACUAUAAUCUAUAUCAGAAACAGACGUUGAGCUUUGCAUUGUCUUAAGAUCAGGCACCACUUAAAAGUGACAGUACUUUAUUACCUGCCAGGGCACUGCUAAAGAAAGGAAUCCCGGCGCAGGAAACAAGAAGUACCACAUACUGAUCAGUAAACACCAAAGCUGGGAUUUGCAUUAUUCUCAACACGCAGCCGUGAGAAAUGUGAUUUAGCUGAAUCUGUCAGGCACUGUCCAGUUCAUAUUCAGUGCAAUAACUUGCGACCUUCCUUAUCUUGUAUCUCAGAAUUUCCUUUAAUGAUUACGGUAAUUAAACAGGCACUCUAAGGGUCUGGGCCAAGUAGAACUUGGGCUGAUGGAUGUUAUCCAGGUUACUGCUUGCGUGCACUUUGGAACUUUAGAGUGAGGUCUUUCUAACGGUGCAGCACUUUGUAGGCUUAGCAGAUAAAACACGGGAGCACCUUUGCUGCAAGAUGUUGCUGCUGUGAGCUUCAGCCCACUGCUGGGGAAGAGGAAGAGAGGAAGCAGUGGUGAAACAGUCUGACUUUGCAAUAGAUACAGAAAGAAACUUCACGGGCUACUUGGUACCUGUGGAGUCACACUGCUACAGACAUGAAAACAGGGCUUGAGCACCUUGGGAUUCACAAUUUGACACCUUCUCCACUGAUCAACACAACGGGCAGCUUUCAAAGGAAAAUUUCAGUGCAGAAACCUUGCCUCCAGGAAAGGCAAAAAACAAGAAGUAUUUGAGGUAUGCAUUAUUGCCCUCUCCUUUUUUUAUAAUAAAAUCUUAAAGCCCCGAGGCUAACCCUUGAUAUUACACGCUGCCAUUGAAAACGUGGACACGGAUAUAAUAGGCACCACGAUCUGCAGACAUUAUUGACAAAGCAAAUACAUUAAUUCCUGCCUUCAAGAAGUCCACAUAGAAGCGCUGUCUGUUCUCAAGGCAGAAUAGCAGAAAUGGCCAUGUGAGGUGGGGUGACAUUGACAAAGCAGGGCCGGUAUACACAGAACCCUACCAAAAAACAUUAAGGGAGAAAACCAAUGAAUCAGAUAGCUCACUGCUAAUUGCUGAAGAUAAAAGCUGCUGGGCUGCAAGCUGUGCUUGUUAAAA
Gallus gallus (chicken) is the source of this 6529-nucleotide messenger RNA. RefSeq names its product collagen type VIII alpha 1 chain (gene COL8A1). NCBI's taxonomy places the organism in Eukaryota, Metazoa, Chordata, Aves, Galliformes, Phasianidae. The record is from RefSeq and is marked validated. Bases 321 to 2540 code for a protein of 739 amino acids. Gene Ontology annotation, molecular function: protein binding. The transcript is spliced from 5 exons.